Messenger RNA from Platichthys flesus (European flounder), 3942 nucleotides. It is a transcript of the gene rrbp1a, whose product is annotated as ribosome binding protein 1a. Gene Ontology annotation, biological process: protein transport. Bases 210 to 3464 code for a protein of 1084 amino acids. The transcript has 27 exons. Gene Ontology annotation, cellular component: endoplasmic reticulum membrane. NCBI's taxonomy places the organism in Eukaryota, Metazoa, Chordata, Actinopteri, Pleuronectiformes, Pleuronectidae. The record is from RefSeq and is a predicted model, not a curated record.
GAAGUGCCACGACUUCACAGCGGAGCACGGAUUCUCCAGCGGAGCGAGAGGGAGACCAGUGGAAGAAAGAAAAGGCAACUGAGCCACACACAGCUGGAACAGCAGGCAGCUUCGCACACAGGUCCCUUCGUCCUCAGCACGCAGCUCUCUGCCCGCUCUCUUUCCCUUCGCGCAGCUCCAUCACCGGCGAGGUUUACUGAAGUUGAAAAAUGGAUAUCUAUGACCCCCAGACCCUUGGGAUAAUGGUGUUUGGUGGAUUCAUGGUGAUCUCGGCUGUCGGGAUUGCCCUCGUCUCCACCUUUUCCAUGAAAGAGACCUCUUAUGAGGAGGCCCUCGCUAAACAACGUAGAGAGUUAGGUAAGAUACAGUCAGGUCGCUCAGACAAAAAGAAGAAGGACAAAGUGUCUGAGAAGAAAAGCCGUGGAAAGAAGAAAGAAGACAAGCCCAAUGGAAAGAUCCCAGAGCAAGAAAAAACAGAAGAUACUACUGAUGCUGAAGAAGUCAUUGAGCCCGUUGUUGCCCCAGUUGUAGCUGCUGCUCCUGAACCUGUCCCAGAACCUGUCCCUGCUGUCGAGGUUAAGCCAGCUGCUGCCCCAGCACCAGUAGAACCUGAGCCCAUACCUGCCGCUGAACCAAUUCCUGCUGCCGAGCCUUCACCUGCACCCUCUCCUAAAGAGAAAAAGAAGAAGAAGGUCGCCAAGGUUGAGCCUGCCUCAACCCAAGUAGCUGCCCCUGCCCCAGUGUCUGCUCCCGCAGCAGUCAAGUCCUCUGCAGUCCCUCCAUCAACCAAGGCCCCUGUGUCUGCCCCAGCCAAGUCUGCGCCUGCAGCUAAGUCUGCAUCUGCCCAAGCCAAAUCUGCUCCUGCACAAGCAAAGGCCGCAGCAGCACCAGCCAAGUCUUCACCAGCUCCAUCCAAGACUGCCCCAGUGCUGGAGGCUGUUACCAAAGAGGUCCCAGUGAUGGCAGUGCCCCCUGUGGGAUCGCAGCAGGCUCCUGCUGUUGAAGCAAAAGCACAGGAGCCCAAGAAAAAGUCCUCUAAGAAAAAGAGUGAGCCUGUGGCAGCUGUGGAUUCUACUGAUGCUCCGCUGUACCUUCCCUACAAAUCUCUGGUGUCCACUAUCAGUAGCAUGGUGUUCAGUGAGCGGGAGGCACAUAGGCUCAUCGAGAUCCUGUCCGAGAAAGUUGGCAUCAUUCAGGACACCUGGCACAUGGCCACCCAGAAAGGAGACCCAGUUGCCUUGAUGAAGAAACAACUGGAGGAGCGGGAGAAACAGCUGGCGGCAGAACAGGAGGAAGCUUCUGCAACAAAGAACCGUCUUAGAGAACUCACCAAGGAGCUGUCUGGUGAGAAGUCCAAGGUUGCCGGCGUUGAGACAAGGCUGAGUUCCCAGCUGAGUAAGAGGGAGCAGGAAAUGAUCGCACUCCAAGCUCGCAUGCAGGCCAGUUACCAGGACCAUGUAGCCCAGACUCAGAUGCUCAAUGCAAAGGUCAUCAGCCUGCAGGACCAGCUGGAAAAAGGCCCCAAUGCCCAACUUGCCCGUCUACAGCAGGAGAACUCCAUUCUCCGUGAUGCCCUCAACCAAGCCACCAGUCAAGCAGAGAGCAAACAAAAUGCAGAGCUGGCCAAGCUGCGUCAGGAAUGUACAAAGCUAACCAAGGAUCUCGGAGAGAAGACGGAAAGUCUGCUUGCUGAUGAGCACAUCAGGAAAGGGCUGGAGGCCAAGGCCUCCGCUGCUGAAAAGCAACUCUCCCUGCUGCAGGCUGCCCAUGCAGAGAGCGAGCAGGCGUUACAGAGGAAGCUGGAGGAAGUGUGCGAAGAGCUCAGAAACACACAAAGUAGAAGUAGCAGCCUGCAGGCCACUUUGGACAAGGCUCAGCAGGAAAGCAGCACAAUCUCAGAUUUCCAAGAGCGUACAGAGAGAUUGGAGGCUGACGUCAGGGAGCACUCUGCUCAGGUGGAAGCCCUUACAGCUCAGCUGGAGGAGACCCAGGCAGAGAAAAGCCAGCUCGUACAGCAGGUGGACUCCAUCAACUCACUGCUGGAAGCCAGUCAGAACAAAAAGGAGGACGAGGACAAUCAGGUGAAUGCUGCAGAACUGGAACAGCUUAAGCUUAGCCUUCAGGAAAAAGACGGCCAGCUGAGCACGCUUCACGAGGAACUGAAUCAAUUGCAGACAAAGCAGGAAGCUGCCGAGAACACUAUAGCUGAGAUUGAACAAAGAAACCAGAGUGAGGAUGGCAGUGUUGUCACGUCGCUACAGGAGGAACUUACAAGCCUUAAAGAAGAGCUGAAGCAAAUUAAGAACUCAGCACAGUCAGAUGGCUCUGCAGAAGAACUCACUCAACUACAGGACAGCCUGAGUGAGAAGGAUGUUCUCGUCACCUCAUUAGAAGAGCAACUGAGAGAAAUGAGAGAACAGAUGACCACUGAUGGACAGAACCAGGACAUCACGGCACAGCUGACUGGUCUUCAAAGCGAAAUCAAAGAAAGUCUCCAGACACUCUUCCCACAAAUACCUUUAGAGUUAGAGCAGUCCAACUGGUUGCAAGAAUUUACACAGAAAGCUCAGGAGGUUCUGAACCAGCAGAGCCAGGAGGUAGAUUCAAGCACAGAGUUGCCAGCAUUACUUGCGAAACUGAAGGAGGCUGAAGAGAGCCAUAGCUCCCUUCAGGCUGAGUGUGAACAGUACAGGACAGUUCUGGCUGAAACAGAAGGAAUGCUGAAAGAUCUGCAGAAGAGCGUAGAAGAGGAAGAGCUGGUAUGGAAAUCCAAGAUGGCUGACUCAGAGGAACAGCUGAGGGUGGCUUUGGAGAAAGUCAGCGAGCUGGAGGCUGAAGAUCAAAGUGUAGAUAAGUUGAAGGAGCAGAUGAUGCUUCUGGAAGCUCAGCUGGAGAAGCAGUCAGACAACCAGGGAACCUCAGAGGAGAUGGAGCAGCUGCAGCUGCAGCUGUCGGAGUGUCAGAGCCAGCUGGAUUUGGCCCAGAAGGAAUCCCAGGCACAGAAGGAGGAGCUUGCACAGGUCAGAGAGCAACUGGGCGAGGUCACGAUGAGGGCUCAGAGCGAACAGAAUGGCCCAGCCGAGGCUCAACCCAGUCAGGUGCAGAAUGAGUUGAGUCAGACAACUGAGAACCUGCAUGAGGAGGAGGCUCGGGGGCAGCAGCUCUCAGAGGAGUUUGAGCAGGCCCAGAAAACUAUAACAGACUUUCAGGCUCAGCUGGAUCUUCUGAAGGUUUCUGCAGAGUCACCACAAACUGACUCAGAGGAUGUUGCUCAAGUCAAGGAGCGCCUAGACAAGGAGAAGAAGCUGUCCAAAGACCUGGGCCAGGCGGCCACCAAGCUGCAGCAGCUUCUCAAAGCAACACAGGAGCAGCUGACCAAAGAGAGAGACACAGUGAAAGCACUACAGGAGCACCUGGAGGGCAAGGGUGAAUAUGUGGAACUGAAGGAAGGAACGUCCGUCUGAAAGAAGUAUACUGCGGACACUACACAAAACUGCCAAAUAUGCCUUAUGAUUACCAUAGUUAUGCAUUCCAAAACAAUUUAUUUCUCUUACUGUAGUUAAUUGCAUUUUUUGCAAAUGUAGGAAUCAUGUUUGAUAUAAUAUGAACUUUUCAAAGUAAGAUUGGAGGAGGGAGUCCUGCUGCAGUCUUUCCUGAAACACACAUUCCAUCAACCAUUCUGGCUAUGUCAGAAGUUAUUUAUCCCCCUGCCUUAUAUUCCAAACAAUUCCCCAUAGUUCAGUGUUAAAAGGGAAACCGAUUGUACGUCAAACGUACAUCAACCUGUGCAAUUACUUUGUAUGUUUUUUCUAUGUGGUCGAAUGAUGGGAACAUUUUAUGGUUCAGUGAUGCAGUACCUUUUAGGUCCUGCUGUCCUCUGUAGCUGGCAGCCAAUAACACAUCAAAUUUGUAUGAAUGAAUAAACUACAGUGUCACCUGUCA